This is a messenger RNA of Python bivittatus (Burmese python), 1131 nucleotides long. The record is from RefSeq and is a predicted model, not a curated record. NCBI's taxonomy places the organism in Eukaryota, Metazoa, Chordata, Lepidosauria, Squamata, Pythonidae.
CUGAUCACCUAUGGAUCCAACAGAAAUGAAGCUUUGCAAAGAAUGGAAGAGGCUUUGGAUAAUUACAUUAUAAGAGGUGUUGCUCAUAAUAUAGCAUUGCUACGUGAGGUAAUAACACAUCCACGCUUUAUCCAGGGAGACAUCAGCACAAAGUUUCUUCCUGAAGUGUAUACUGAUGGGUUCAAAGGGCACAGAUUGAAAGACUCUGAAAAAAUGGAGCUACUAGUAAUAGCAGUGUCUCUAUAUAUGGCUGAACAACUUAGAUCACAGAGAUUUCUGGGAGCUCCAAGGAUUUCCAUUGCUCAGCCUGAUGCAAACAACUGGGAAUUACAAGUCCAGCUUGGAGACACAACUCAUUCAGUUGUAGCUUCAUGUCAAGGAUCCAAUUUCUUGGUGGAAAUUGAUGGGAGAAAACUUUGUGUGACUGGUGAAUGGAACUUGGCUUCAGCCCUGUUAUCUCUUAAAGUGGAUGGUGUUCAGAGAACUGUACAGUGCCUUUCUCGAGAUGCAGGUGGAAAUCUUAGUAUUCAGUUUCUUGGAACAGUGUACGAACUGCGUGUAUUGACCAAACUUGCUGCAGAACUGAGCAAAUACAUGCCAGAAAAAGUUAUAGAGGAUACCACAAGUAUCAUAAGAUCACCAAUGCCUGGAGCAGUAGUGGCAGUUUCCAUUAAGCCUGGUGACAUGGUUGCAGAAGGUCAGGAAAUUUGCGUGAUUGAAGCUAUGAAAAUGCAGAACAGUUUGGUUGCUGCUAAAACUGGCAAGGUGAAAGUGGUACACUGCAAAGUUGGUGAUACUGUUGGGGAAGGAGAUGAACUUGUGGAAUUGGAAUAAAUCAUUUCUUUUUAAUCUCACCACCGUUGGAGUAGCAUAUUUUAUGGUCAACCACAAAUUAAAAUGAGUGUUUAUGAAAGCAAAAGAAUUAUGUAGACUCAAGUACUGCUAUACCUUUUUACAAAAUAACAAAACAAAAAUGCAGCAAUUGCAUAAGAUGCAGAGGCCAUAUCUGUGCAAUCUAAAUUAACUUUUCCCUGAAUCUCAGACUUCACUCCUUUAUAAAUACUUGUAUAUAUGAAAUUUGUAAUUCUUUUCAUUAAAUCUAUUUACAUGAACAAAAUCAAUAAAGUCAAC